Molecule: messenger RNA, 2373 nt
Organism: Dinoponera quadriceps
Lineage: Eukaryota; Metazoa; Arthropoda; Insecta; Hymenoptera; Formicidae
Exons: 3
Coding region: 10-1521 (503 amino acids)
Source: RefSeq, a predicted model, not a curated record
AACUUCAGGAUGGUCGCUCUCAGUUACAAACGUAUGGCAGACAGACUCAACAGCAGCAUAGAAAAGUUGCGUAAGAAAAGCCAAACAUUAUUGGCAAAAGUUGAUGAAAAUUCCAAGAGAGUUGAUGAAGAAGUGAAGAAAUUGCGUUCGCAAAUAUUAACUCUGAUUAAUUAUCACAAUCACGAGAGUCGAGGUGACUAUGUAGGGCGAAACAAUAAUUCCUGGAAGUUACGCAACGACUCGAGCAGGAUCAACGCUGUUCUAUGCCCAGAUUACUAUCACCUUAGACCAAGACGUGCGAUUGCUUCGGUACCGGACAUGACGUCUGCUGCAAAACUAACGCUAACAUCUAAGAAACCUCGGGAACAUUACAUGCCCAGGAAGCCGGUGAAAGAAUGUUAUUGUUACCCGGAGGUGCACAAGGUGAACCUGAGAACUCGACGAAGAGCUGUGUCACCUUGCCAUCGGUGCAGGAGCCAAUUCGAGCUCAAACCAGUCAAGGAAACCGUCGACAGAGCAGCCUUGACCUCGUCGAUCAGCUGUGAGACAUUCAGGAGAGUUCAGAAAAUCGACUACAUGCCCAGAUCCAAAUUCCUCCGCAAUGUACAGAGCAGGCUCUGCGAGUGGCCGUGCGGAGGCCAAGGUGACUGUUCGCGAACGUGUCCUCGGUCGUCGAGUUACCACAGAAUCAUGACGGGCACGAGGAUGCAGGAUGUCGACUCUGAUCAAGAUACAACGGGCUCGAUGGAAAUCAAACGUGUCGAGGAACAGAAGUCUCCGGCAACUCCGAAGGCACCUGCCAACUCGAUAGCCGGCGAGUCCGAUCGCGAUAACGACGUAGGCACUUCGAGCAAAGAAACCCAAACGUCUUUGCAAUCCAAGUCAACGUUGAGGAAGACGAUCUCCUCGACGAGACCGAUAUCGAGGUUACCGACUCGAAGUGAACAAACGCGACCGUGCGAGCAUGAUCGCCGUUCUUGUUGCAGGGACAAAUCGGAUGAGGCCGCGAGGCUCGUUGGAGAGGAAUGUGAGAAAAGACAUUCGUCAAGAUAUCAUGAGCGAAGAAGUCGACGCACGCAGUCGAGACACGACGACGAUUCAACCGGCGACGACUCAUUGACUGAUGAUUCUAUCGACCAAGAAAUGAAAGUCCUGAGGAGAUUUCGAGAGCAGAACUACUUCGAGACGCAUGGAUCGAGCCACACGCUGGCGUCAUCUAGGUCGUCGGGAUCGUUGGAGCAAUAUCUGCUGAACGAGCGACUGUUUCCGGAGCCAGUGGGCAAGAUCCACAAGCAGGACCUGGUAGUGACGAUGCCGCCAUGCGCGACGACGGAGAGGAAGCGCAUCCAUUACUUCCCUAGGCACGUGGUAUGUCAAGAGAAGAGUGUGUACAAUACGAAUUACAGGCGGAGACGACACCAGAGCUGUCCUCUGACCGGCCAUGCCAUCGAUCUCGGGAUCCUGAAAGUCAGACCACCGCUGAACAGCUUAGCGCUCAAAUAUCAGAAGAGAGCUCUUUGAUGAGACGAAGGCGGAACCGUGGAAAUCCUGAUCUCCCCUGCCUUUUCGUAUGACAGAUUUUUGUAUCGAUACGGAGAUAGUUUUCUAUCUCGAGAUUUACAAUAACUAGACUCUAACAAUCGUCAUAACGUAGCUUUUAUAUGUAUACACUUUUGUAAAUAAUAAUUUGUGUAAAAAUAAAUUCACUCCUUUUCACAUCUACGGAAUAUUCCCGCACUAGUAAAUGUGAUCUAAAUGUUUGCUCGUACUAUUGCGUUUAGUAUCAAAUUCAUCGAACUCGUGCUUUUAUUUCAGAUCAAAUGAGAUUGUUAAAAUUGUGCUUCCUAACGGCAAGAAGUUGUAUCGCGUUGCUUUCAUCAUUAUGUACAAAAUACGAAAUAUCAAACGGAAAAAAUAAACAAUUUAUAUACAACGUAUCUUUAAGACAGGAAUGAGACAUAUGCACAUACAUUCAUACAUUAAUUUGAAGUAUAUGAUAUACCAUUAUUCCUCUUCAUUAUUAUAUUAAUGAGCAGUUCGCGUUUUCGUACGCAAUCUAUGCCAAUAACCGACGACAAAAGUGAUGUUAAUCAUUCACAAUAGCAGUUGCAAUAAUAUUGUUUUUCCUCAGGUUCUUGUUUGCAUAUUUCAAAAAGAUCCUUACGCACAUUUGGUUAAGCCUCCUGACUAUUCAUUGUGACUGUCCUUGUUUAAUGAUGUCAGAAACAAGAAAACGCAUGUCAAAAUUUCUUGCAUUAUACUUUCAAAUAAAAAGAUAUGUCAAAACUGAAAUUUGUGAUCAAUUCAGCAUACUUGUAAAAUUGUUGGAUUAUAAUGUGCCUACAACCUUUCUGUAUAUGCAGUAUAAACUAU